UUGAACGUGGUUGAACGCGCAAUACGGGGGCGUAAGUAACCAAGCAUAAACCCAGUACAAGCGUUCAAGUGUAAUUCGUAUUAGUCAGUUGAAACAACCAACAAUCCAAGUCAACCCAUUCCCUCAACAAAUUGAGUUGGAUUGAAGUGGUUCGUGAGAUUAAAUGCCCGUCUAGGCAACCUCCCAGGGGUGACAAUAUCAGUGUUACCAUCGGAAAUAUCAAGGUGAAAGAAAGAAAGAAAAAAAUGAUAAUUGUGUGGAGUUAGCAGUUCGCACAUCACCCCGUACUCACAGUACUCAUCGAAUUAUUUUGUUUCCCAUUGGCUCGUUUCAACCGGGAAACAAGUUCCCUCACUGAAGCCCAGAGAUCAUUAAACUGACGACAAUACCGUACAAUCACAGGAUAUUGAUAAAAAAAAAAACGCCCUCAAGUAUUAACAAACAGUCGUCCAGAGUAAUUGUGUACAUCGUGGGUGAAGCGAUAAAUACGUACAGUUACAUAUCGAUAGUGUCUGUCUAGUUCAGUUUGUGUUCUCGGUGAUGUCUGCCACUUUAAUCAUUCAUCCUCGCCGUCGUUAAGGCGGUGGUAAUCACAGUGAUAAUCUCGAUUUCAGGUGUCACCCGAGAGCCCCUGGAAUUUCGUCACACCAGUUCAGUCAUUCGUUCGGUGAUGAAAACAAGUGCUCCAUUCCCUUUAAACGUUUAUUAGCAUAACAGAAGGGGCAGUGAAUUAUUAUUUUUUACUUGUCUAUUCACCACUCCAACACGAGUGGCUCAACGCCCGGGGCUUUUGUUGCAUGCGUAGUAGUGCCAAAGAAAAUCGGAUAAUUUAUCAAGUCCUGGGGAGAGAAUUCGCUGACAUUUCAGUCUCGUGAAGAUAUUCAACCCCUGCGAUGAAAAUUGAAACGUCAGUCGACCUCACAUAGGCAGGCAAACACUGCGGACACGGGUUCUGUUUUGUUAAAAAAUGGACGGUCAUGUGCCGUAGAACAACUGCCAUGCUAGUGACGAAUCAGUCAUCGGCACCACUGGAUAAUUUGUCGAAUAUGCUGUCGGUACUUGAAGAAGAGGCAAACACCGACAUUGACGACGUGUUUCCACCGCAUGUCGAUACGUCAAAUAUAGUUAUUCAUCCAGAAUCGCCAACGACUAAGAAACAGGCAUUGAAAACAUUUGCCGAAGUCAAUGCACUGUUGCAAGCUGGUAGAAAGAGAGAAGUUAAACUUAUUAUAAGGGAAAAUGCAUGGCCGCUCAAUAAUGGCAUCAGGGCACAGCUGUGGCCAGCGCUGUGUCAACAGCACGCUCAUGGAAAGAGUAUGCUCGAUGGAUUCUAUUGGGAUAUGGUUAAUCAAGUCUUUGGAACUACAGAGCUGCCAGAUAAAUCAAUAAUGCUACCGCCAUUCGUCGAUAGCACUCAUUGCCUGUCUUAUAAUCUCACACGAAAAGGCAGAAGCGUUGCUGACAGAGUUGUCUCUGUACUCGGAUACGCCUGUCCAGACAUAACUUAUAGUCCCUCACUCUAUCCAAUUACAGCGCUUUUAUUGCACUUCAUGCCAGAAGAGGAAUGCUACCACUGCAUGGCGAGUCUCGUUGCAGCCAAGGAGAAGAUGUUUAUAACGCAGACGAAAUUGUUGUACGAGAGCACUUGGAAGACUGUUGAACAAAUAACGAAGAAGCAUGUUAAAUCAGCAGCUGUACAUCUUACGAGGCACUGUUCAGGCUCGAGGGCUGAAAGAAUCUAUAUGGAUUGGAUAUGGUGGAUCCUUCAAUUAUUACCGUUUCAGCAUCUAGUCAGAGUUAUGGACUGUUUUUUGCACGAGGGCUCCAAAGUUCUGUACCGAGUAGCAAUGGCCAUUGUUCUACUCUUUUACAAGCACUCGUCGUCGACAACGUCGGAGUGGAUGGGUGAAAUAACGAAAAAUGGAGUUGACGCGGCUCUUUCGAAAUUUUGCCGUCAAAUACCGGUGAGCCCGGCAAAAUUCUUAAGGACUGCCUUCGGUAUUCGGGGACUGAGUUCAGCUUACAUAUCAAGAGUGUUUUUGCGUACAGAAAUGUCUCUGAGAAGUCGCAGUGUCCUAACCGGCUCAAAAUCAUUGGCAAGAUCACGAUCGACUGACAAUCUACCCACGAGUCAAUCCCAGGUCAAUAUUCAGAUGAUGUCCCACACACUCACGAUUCGAGAGAAAGAGUGCGAAGACACGUACAAAGACAGGGGUGCACACAGCCCUGGACCAAGAGCUCUGUCAAUGGGCGUGUAUCCUAUACAGACUGUUAACUCGCAGAUCUUAGACGUGCCUGAUUUAUUCACACUGUGGUCGUGGCUUCCUGUGAGGAUAACGAUGUAUCAGCCUAUUUUGCUGUAUACUACGGAGGAACAUGGGUGUUCUUUGACAACGUUCUACGUUAGGGUGGAACAGCAUGAACCGACGUUGCUCAUGAUUAAGACGUGUAAUAAUGAGGUAUUUGGAGCUUACUGUUCCACGCGAUGGUGCGAAAGAAAUUUGAAAGACGAUAAAGGACAGAGACAAGCAUACUUCGGUACGGGUGAAACAUUCCUCUUCAGUUUGUACCCAGAACGUGCUAAAUAUCCGUGGGUAGGUAUGGAUUCGUCGCACAACGACUCCAGGGUUCAUCAUUCCGCUGAACUCUUCAUGGCAGCUGAUGCCAAGAUGAUCACCAUCGGUGGAGGUGACGGCCAAGCAAUUUGGAUGGACGAGAACAUCCGAUUUGGCAAAACAGAUCGUUGUUCGACUUUCAACAAUCCACCACUGUGCGCCAGUGGUGAUUUCGAGAUUAGAGUAUUGGAGGUUUACGGUUUCGCUGGGGCCUAAUUCUCUUCACGUAUAAAAAAAUGCAACUGCCAUUUAUCAACUCUCUAUAAUCUUUGUCUCGUUAUUUAUUGUUGGUGUAAUCCUCUGUUGCUUCGAUAUAUAAAUAGUAUUAUUGUGCGUGAUAUGGCUUCAAUAUGAGCGAGUAAUCACGAUUUAUUACUCAUUAAGAGUAUCAAAUAAACAGAACAAAACGAAAUGAGAAGCGAAUAAAAAAAUGCAAAAAAAUGAGGUAGAACAACUGAAUUAGCAUUAUUAGGUCCAGGAUGUUAGCUUUGUGACAAAAAAUCUGAGGAAUCUUAUGGAAAGGACUCGAUUGUUGUAUUAACAAUGAAAAUUCAUUUGAAGUGUGACAAAUUCUUGGAGAAAGCAAAUGUUCUAGCCCUAAUCAUUGAAAGGAAAUAUUAAAAUAAAACAUGUUCAAUUACCCAGUGAAAUUGAAUUGUUACGUAAUUACGCUUUCUUCGUUGUAGCUGUAAAGAACAUUUAUAAUUUGUAAUUCAGUGUCGAUUUAUAAUUUUUUUUUUCAUUCUCAUGGUGCAUAUGCCUAACGUUAUGGGUAAUAAGGCUGUCAGUUAAGAAAAAAUGACAAAUGAUUGACAAGAUUUUCAGCAAUGAGAGAACGGAAAAUCAGUGAGACUCGUGAGACUAUUAAUGAUAUAGAGGUAAUUGAUUAAGCGAAUGCGCCUAGUCCUAUCGGUAUGCAUUGUAAUGACUUUUAUGUUCAAUAUUUUUUUUCUCUAAUUUAGGAAUUACUGUUGCCAAUUUGUUUAUUCGAGAAUACAACGUUGGAGCCGGCUCCUCCAGAUGACAGAUUUUUUUUCUUUCUUCAUUAUUAUUGAGGGUUUGUCAGUUGAUUGAUGAAAGAUAUAAACCGAAUAAUUUUGACAAUAAUAUAAAACUAAUUGAAAUGAAAAAUCUCUUACGGUAGAGCAAUUUUUUUUGGCAUUAAAUUUCCACAGUUUUCGAUAAUCAAGGCUCGGUCGCACCAAUCUGUAGACUAAUUUUUAUUAUACAUUCAAGACUGGGAAGAAAAACAUGUUCUCAGAUGAGUCUUGUUUAAAUAUUACUAAGAAUAAAUAGAAUAACGAAGCGGUAAAAUAAUUUAAGUCGAUUUAGCAGAGUUUUUGAGGAAUAUCUCCAAAUCUAAGG
Messenger RNA from Diachasma alloeum, 3980 nucleotides. It is a transcript of the gene sky, whose product is annotated as GTPase-activating protein skywalker. Bases 978 to 2831 code for a protein of 617 amino acids. NCBI's taxonomy places the organism in Eukaryota, Metazoa, Arthropoda, Insecta, Hymenoptera, Braconidae. The transcript has 11 exons. The record is from RefSeq and is a predicted model, not a curated record.